UGCAAUAUUAAACUAUCCGCCCCAAAUAAUGACUUCUUUUGUCUUUUUGUUUUGUUUUCUCCUCCACAAUCUCGGCUUUUUACAGAGAAGACGUACGAUGUAACAAGUUUGACUUUUCAUAACAAAAUAAAGAUUUAUUUUAAGGAAAGAUGUUAAGUUUGUGAUGAAGCUGAGCUCAGGCUAUCGUUCAUGUCUGUGUGGGUUCCUCUGGGUUUCCUCGCAAAAACAUGCAGUACAUGGAUUGGCUAUGAUAAAUUACUCCUAGGUGUGUGUGUGUGUGUGUGUGUGUGUGUGUGUGUGUGUGUGUGUGUGUGUGUGUCUGACCGUCAGAUCCAGGAUGUACUUCAUCUCACUCUCCCAGUGUUCCCAGGAUAGACACCGGAUCCACCAGCACACUGAUCAGGAUAAGAUGAAGAGGAAGAUGACUGAGCGAAUGAUUUCAUGAGUCGGCCAUUUUGUCCUGGGGGUGUGCAAACUUUUGCAGAGGACUGUAUUGAACUGCAGCUUUGGGUCAAUGCCAGAAGCCAGGAGCAGAACCAGAGCACAGAUCAUUUAACCUCAUCAUCAUCAUCAUCAUCAUCAGUCCUCUGAUUAGAAUGAAAACGCAUCCUCAGCUCGGUGUGUGUGAGAGCUCCUUCCCUGCUCUACACCAUCAGCAGGAGCUGUAGGAGAGGAGGAGAAGGUCCAGGAGAAGGUCCAGGAGAAGGUCCAUGAUGUUCUCAGUGCGCAUUGUGUGUGCAGAUUAUUACCUGUCCAGGCCUCUGCAGCAGCUGGAUGUGUGUUUCUCUCAGUUCAGAGAUGCAGAGGUGCACAGAGUGCCUGUAGUGCGGAUAUUCGGGGCCACACCGGCAGGUCAGAAGACGUGUCUGCACGUGCACGGCGUGUUCCCGUACAUCUACGUGCCCUACGAUGGGUUUGGGCAGGAGCCGGAGCGUUACCUGCGACAGGUGGCCUUCAGCAUCGACCGCGCUGUCAGCGUCAGCAUGGGGAACCCGUCCUCACACACACAGCAUGUCUUCAAGAUCACACUCGUCUCCGGCAUGCCGUUCUAUGGGUUUCACCCUCAGGAGAAGCCGUUUAUGAAGAUUUACCUCUACAACCCUCAGAUGGUUAAAAGAGUGUGUGAGCUGCUGCAGGGUGGAGCCGUGAUGAAUAAGUGUUUCCAGCCUCAUGAAGCUCACAUCCCGUUCCUCCUGCAGUUCUUCAUCGACUUCAACCUGUACGGCAUGAACCUCCUCCACCUGUCAGCAGUGCGCUUCAGACGCCACACACCAGACCCUGGUGAGCAGGGUCAGGUUCCUGUAGCAGAUGACAGUACAUUGAAAAGCUCCAGACUGAGUGAGAGUGCGCUGGGAGGAACGUUUGUUCGGUGGGAUGAGAAUAAUUUACCCAGCUCUCUGGUCUUGGAGAACGUGGCGAGGGUGAGUGUGUGUGAGCUGGAGGCCGACGCUGUAGCAGCAGACAUCCUGAACCGGCUGGAGAUCGAGAAUCAGAUCGGAAGGAAUCCCGGACUGCAGGCCAUCUGGGAAGAUGAGAAGCAGAGACGGAGGGAGAGGAACGAGAGCUCGCAGAUAGAAACACCUCAGUCUCAGGGUCGUCCAUGUGUGGAACCGGUGGAGAGCGAGCGGUCCUUCAUGAAGCGGUUAAAGGAGAAGCUAAUAGAGAACCAGUUUGAUGUGACACAGAGUGACAUUGUAGCUGAUGAUGAUGAUGAUGGAGAUGAUGAUUUUCCUGACCUCUCACUUCACCCUGAUGAUCUGAGUCCUGGUGAUCCACCAUUGAUAUCUGCAAGCCAGGUGGAGGUGCACAAAGAUACGCCCACAGACAAUAAACGGUCUGAUGGCAAGACUGCAGAAGUGGCUGUUGUGGAUGAAGAGGCCAUUUUGAGCUUGUUGGAGAGCAGUCAGACCUUCCUGCCCAUGUCCCAGAAGUCCAACAAGUCCCUCAUUCUCGAUAACAGCCAGGAUCAGGCGAUGGUGGACUUUCUCGAGGGUCUCGCAGAUCAUCGGUUUCACAAAGACGUUCCGAUAACCGCUCCCCGUCAGGAGUUAUCAGGAAGCCUAAGCUGCCCCUACAACAGUGAUGAGGAAGAGGCGGUGCCUGAGCUCGAGAAAGAGGAGGCGGAGCUAAGCAUGAUGAUGUCACAAAGAUGGGAUACGGACAUCCCGGGACCGUCGGCUCGACGGUUGGUGAAGGAAGCAAACGAAAGCUCCAGUGAAGAUGAGCGUGAGUUGUCAGAAGAAGAGAUGGACUGGAGCGGAAACAACCUUUUUGCUGAUCUGUCCAUUCCUCAACUGGAUGGAGCUGCAGACGAGAACAGCGAUUCGUCGUUAUCUGAUAAAGGAUCCCGAACUCACUCGUCUCUUACUGCUAAUGAUAAGAUGUUGGGCAGGAAAAAUCACUUCCAAAGUGAAACUGCUCAACUAGAGCCCCCAUCCUCAGCUAAAAUCCUUCUCGAGUGCAAACACCCCGAGCAUAGACCGUCUCUAUCACUUGGUAAGGAGGAACCCGCUGACAAGAACCUUCCUGAUAAAAGUCAAGAGGCUAGUGAACCAUUAACAGGGCUUAAAGUGAAUAAAGACGUCCCUUAUAUCCCACCAGUCAAACACCCGAUUCCGUCUCAGAUUGGUGCUGACCGAGUGGGCGGGCACCCGCUUUACACCAACGAGAACAAAGCUGUAGGCGUUAACCAACCAGAUACAGAGAGUUUGAGUCUCGGAACCUCGAAGCUCUCCCAGAGCCGCAAAAAGUACAGCAGCAUCAAAAAUGCUGAGAAGAAUCACAUCUCCGUCUUGCAGAAUCGCAGCUUUUCCUUGUGCUAUUCCGAGCUCAGGAACUAUCCCCCUAAAGCUGAGCUGGAGAAGAGUGUGAAAGACUCUAGAACCUCUCCUGUGCUGAGGAAUCAUGAGCAAGCUCCGAGCCCAGUGAAAGACCUCGAGUGUCUGGUACCUCAAGAAGGUAAAACGGAGCAGAACGGCGAAGAGGGUGAUGUUGGGGAGCUUAAGAUCAGAUACGAAGAUUACCAAGAAAACAAAACGGAACGGAAAAUUGUGGCCCAGCAGGAGGCGCACUACAAAUUCUUUCCCAGUGUUAUUCUCUCAAACUGCCUCCCCAGGCCUGUGAAGAAGCAGGUCGGGUGUAAGACGAUUGACGGCGGUUGUAGCUUGGAUCAUCUGGAACAAAAAAGGUCAAGAAUGAAGUUAAGCAAGAAGAGGAACAGUCCAGUGAGUCUAAAGAACGCAAGCCCGACUGAGAGUUCCCAAACUUCCAAAAAUGAGGUUGCUACAGAUUUGACCUCAAUCACACCAGUCCAACCAAGCAAGGAAGCUGUGGAGAACGCUGAGACGGAAACCUCUGAACUAGUACAACCUGAUGCUGUAGGUACCGAUUCAGCUGAAGGUCCUGUCGAGGAAGGUCUGACUGAUCUUCCCGACAAAAUCGCGUGUACCGAAGUGUCUAGUUUACCUGGCAGCAAGUAUACCUUACGCACGAAACGUAAAACGAUGAAUUAUGACAGUGAAGAUGGUGAUCGCUCGAGUCCUUCCUCUUUCUUGGCACAUCGAGACAGCCUUAAAGAGAACUGUUUUCUUACCUGUAAUCGAAAAAAGAGGAAGUUGUCUAAGAAAGAGCCACCAGUCAUCAUCAAAUACAUUAUAAUCAACAGGUUUAAAGGCCAGAAGAACAUGUUAGUAAAGAUGGCCAGGGUCAAGGGAGAUGAGCCACAAGUGGUACUAACACCACAGAAGCUUGAGCAUUAUGAUGAACUUGCCCCUCUGAAAGAUUUCUGGCCCAAGGUUCCUGAAUCGACAGCUGUCAGAUACCCUGUUCCUGAACCGAAGGUAAAGAAGCAUCCCAAACGGAAGGCCAAGGUUACACCACAACCUGGGAAACUCUGCAACCUUCCAAAAACCAGUUUUGUAAAAGGCAGCAAGAUCAGAAGGACUAAGAAGGUUAAAACGUUCUCGUUACCAAAAUUGCCUGCUCCUAGGCCUUGCUAUAAUGACCUCACCGACGACUUCGGCAAGGAGUAUUCUGACGUGAUGAUGGAUUUGGGUUAUCUCUCUGAGAGAGCACCCAGUCCUUCUGAUUCAACCCCACCUCGAUGCUGGUCUCCUACUGACCCUCUUUUGGAGUCGGAGUCCAAUGCUUGUUUGAUAAACCCUCAUAGCGAUCCAUGUCUUGGGCUUACAUAUGAAGGAUUGUCAAGGAACAAAUAUAGCAGUAGGGGUAGGUCAUCUAAACCGAGGAAGCCUUCCGGUGCUAGCCCAAGACGAAAAACUAAAACCACUAUUAAGCAAUCUGAAGGUGAAUGUACAACACCUGGAGAAACGCAAACAAAAAACAGCCGUAGAACUUCAAGAAAACCAAAGAAAGUCAUCGAUACGAUGGAAGUAACUGAUGAUAGCAAAACUGCUGCUCAGAAAACAAGGAGGUCUUACAAAAAGAACCAAGUAGAGAGAUUGGAAAGGUCUUCUGUGGUUGCAGGAUUUCAAAAUAGUUCACAGUCUUUGUAUCCAGCUGAUGAUCUUCCACUAACACAAACAUCAUCUGAUGAUUAUUGGCAUCCAGGUUCCUGCCAAAACAUUCUUCAGGUCAGUAGUGAUUCCCAAGCACUACAAUGUACCACUGAACCAAAGACAGUGUUGGUCCAGUCGAACACUGGAGAUGAACUGGUCAUCAGUGUCCCUGCUUCACUACAACAAGGUUCUCAGUCUUCUCAGAGUGCUGCUGAUCUUUCUGCUGACAAAACCACUGGAUUUCCAUGCUCGGUCAUCAAACAUAGCCCAAGUUCACGCGCUGUAAGUGAAGAUGGAACCAGUCCGUGUGAAUUUAAAACCGAGCCCUGUAGCGGAGAACAAUCCUCUAAAGAUGUUCAUUCUUUACAGCCAGACCCAAAGAAGCCUGCCAAGCCCAGGAGACGUCAAUCCAAAAAGAAGAUGGAAAACCCUACUGUACAAACCCCUGAGAUUACGACAUCCUUGAAUGUUUUAACGCAUGGACCUCAAAAAGAAAUUCAGUCAGUGCCAAAGAACGGACAGACGCCAGCUCAUCCAGAGAUGCCUUCAGGCAUUGCAGUCUUGAAGGCACUGCUCCAGAAGAGACAGUUCAAGGAGGGGCAGUGCUCUCCGGGAGAAAACGUAUUAAACAGUGUUUCUAACACUAAACAAGUUCUUGCAAAACCCAGAAGGGCAUCUUCAGCGACACCAAGAAAGCCCAGAGUCUCGAGACCUCCAGUGCCACGAGUGUCUAAGCCAGGAAGUAGAAAAAGAAAGAAUGGCAAAACAGAAGACCACAUUCGACUGGAACCUCCGCUUUCAGACGGGAGUCCUGUGUUUUUGUCUGAUCCUGGUUUCGACAGCUCCUAUUCCAUAGAAGAGAGCUUAUCUCCUGAGGUUCCUCACAAUUACAGUUUUGACAUUAAUGCUGUUGGCCAGGCUGGCUUCUCUAGUCUGUAUUCUGGUAGCCAGUUUGUUUUAACAGACAAGAACUUGCCUCAGAAGUUCCUCAGCGAUAUCAAACAGGAAGCAGUGUCUUCUCUGCAUUUGGAAAACGGACAAGAAAGGGUCCUAGACGUUGUCGAGAACUGCCUGCGUGAACCACAGAGGCCGGUUAGCCCUGAGCUCUUUGAGAGAUCCUCAUGUGGAGACCGUGAAGGGUUAUCAAAUGAGUUCUCUCUGUCUCUUCUGGACUCUGAGAAGGUUUUGAGAAACAGAAAUUGGGGCAUUUCAUUGGCCAAAAUGCAUGGCAGCCAUUUUCAAGACUUUCACUGUGAGAAAAGUGACUUGUUAUUAGGUCCUGAUCACUUCUUAUCCCUUACAUCCGUCUCCUUUGCUGAUAACGGCGUGUCCCCGACAGCGGAUUUGCUGGACGGUAGUGAAGUUUUUACAUCAACUACUCCAAGCAGUUCACCACGGUCUAUCAGCUCUCUCUCACAAAUUAGAAGCAGCAGUCAGGCUCAGAAGAGUGCAGGAGUGCAUAUCCUCAAGCCCCUAAUGUCCCCUCCGAGUCGGGAGGAGAUUCUCUCUAACCUGCUGGAGCUGGAACUUUCAGAGGCCACCUAUCAAGAGCCUUUCUGCAGCGACCCGUCUGACGUACCUUUGAGACCAAGAGAGAUCGCUGGACGCAAGCUAGUUCUGGAAACAAGGUUAGCAAAAGAUUUGACCGAGUUUGUUGGUGGUUUAUCACAAGAAGGUCUGCACUUCUGGAAAACUGCAUUCUCUGCCAUGACACGCCCGGGAUCUUCACCUUCCCGUGGUACCGACUCGUCAAACUUGACCAAAGACGAGAAGGACCGGAGCAGUCCGUCCCCUAGUAGUGGUCAGAAGGUCAUUCUACUGCCUUGCAAAAGCGCUCCAAGCCGGGAACGUGUACAACUCUGGCUGCAAGCGAAGAGACAAUUUGAGUGCCUUCAAAGAGAUCGGAGAAGACGAGUUGAUGUGCGGAACGUGAUGUUGGUCCAGGAUGAGAAUAAAUCUCCACGCUAUGAGGCAUUAGAAAGCUUUUUGCCUCUCUCUCAGAGGCAGGAUGAGGCGUCUGAAAAGGUGUCUGUGUUGCAGACUCUCAGGAAGAAGGUGUUGUCUUUGCCUCUCAGUAUAUCUCCAGUGCAGCCAGGAACUUCUAAUAACAGCCCAAAGGAGACGAAAUGUACCAUGGAGGCUGAAAUCAGAGCGCAAGAGGACACUGAUGGGAACUCUUUCAAACCGACUCCGUCUCCAGACCCUUCCUCUUUGCCACCAUGGCAGCAAACAUCCAACAACAUGGAUCCGGACAACAAGAAGCAGGAGUUGGGCUUUGGAUUAACGUCCCCCAAGCUAGGUGGCUCCGUGGAUCCUCUCUCCCCAGAAAGCAUCAAACCAAAGCAGUUUCUCAGUCCGUCCCCAUUUCAUAUAAAGGACCAGGAUGUGGAGAGUUCAAGUCCCUCCCUCCUCCACAGCACCCCCAUCCACAGCAAGACGAGAAGCAAAGGAGUCUGCCAGCCUGAAUGCAGUCCUGGAUCAGAAGACAUGGAGCCAAAGUCUCUGAGACUUCAGCAAAGACGGAAUAGCAACACGAGCGCGCUACGUAGAGUACUGCUCACUACACAACUUAAGAACCAGUUCGCUGGUCUGAAUGUAGCUAAAGGGGAGAACUCCGAGAUCGAGGGUCCGUCGCUGUGCAACUCGUACGGGUUUAAAGUCGGCAUGCAGAACCUACAGGAAGCUAAAGCGCUGCAUGAGGUGCAGCACCUAACGGUGAUGAGUUUGGAGCUGCACGCUCGGACACGCCGUGAUUUGGAGCCCGACCCUGAGUUUGACCCCGUUUGUGCCUUAUUUUACUGCCUCAGUUCCGAUAGUCCGCUUCCUGACUCGGAGAAAAAACAGAUAACCGGCGCAGUCGUGGUUGAUAAGGACUGUCGCUCAUCAGGACAAGGCUCGAGGAGCACAGCGCCCCUGCUGGUCAGAUCCGGUGUUGCGGACCUGCAGGUCAUUUACACUGUGGAUGAAAAGGAGAUGUUUGAGGAAGUCUGUAAAAUAAUGAGAAUGUAUGAUCCUGAUAUUUUGGUUGGUUAUGAGGUUCAGAUGCACUCUUGGGGUUACCUGUUACAGCGAGCAUCAGCACUCGGAGUGAAUCUGUGCCAACAACUUUCCCGAGUGCCAGGUGACGUGAAGGAGAACCGCUUCACUGAAGAUAAAGAUGAGUACGGCACCGAGGUGAUGACGGAGAUCCACAUCGUCGGACGCAUCACCAUCAACCUGUGGAGGAUCAUGAAGACCGAGGCAGCAUUGAAUAACUACACCUUUGAGACUGUGGCGUUUCACCUGCUGCAUCAGCGCUUCCCUCUUUACACACAGCGUACACUCUCUGACUGGUUCGACCACAGCACACACCUGUACAGGUGGAAGGUGGUGGAUCACUACAUGAGCCGUGUGUGUGGCGUGAUGCAGCUCCUGCAGCAGAGGGAUGUUGUGGGUCGCACCAGCGAGUUUGCGCGAGUGUUCGGGAUUCAGUUCUACCACGUCCUCACACGAGGCUCUCAGUACCGUGUUGAGUCGAUGAUGUUGCGCAUUGCUAAGCCGUUGAACUUUAUAGCGGUGAGCCCGAGCGUGUCUCAGCGAGCCCAGCAGAGGGCGCCUCAGAGUGUCCCUCUGAUCCUGGAGCCUGAGUCUCGUUUCUAUAGCAACUCGGUGCUGGUGCUGGACUUCCAGUCUCUCUACCCGUCUGUCAUCAUCGCCUACAACUACUGCUACUCCACCUGCCUCGGCCACGCCCACAGCCUCGGAACGUCUGAUGAGUUUAGGUUUGGUUGUACAUCUCUGCGUGUUCCUCCUGAUCUUCUCUAUCAGCUCCGUAAUGACAUCAACAUCUCUCCAAAUGGAGUCGCCUUCGUUAAGGCGUCGGUGCGUAAAGGUCUGCUCCCCCGGAUGUUGGAGGAGAUCCUAAACACUCGUCUGAUGGUGAAGUCGGUGAUGAAGUCGUACAGCGGUGAUGAAGGUUUGCGUCGCCUCCUGGACGCUCGGCAGCUCGGCCUCAAGCUCAUCGCUAACGUCACCUUCGGCUACACGGCCGCCGCCUUCUCCGGACGCAUGCCCAGUGUGGAGCUUGGAGACAGCAUCAUACACAAAGCCAGAGAGACGCUGGAGAGAGCCAUCAAACUCAUCAACGACACCAAGAAGUGGGGGGCACGCGUAGUGUACGGAGACACAGACAGUAUGUUUGUGUUGUUGAAGGGGGCGACUAAAGAGCAGGCGUUUAAGAUCGGCAGUGAAAUCGCUGAAGCGGUGACGGCCACCAACCCCAAACCCAUAAAACUCAAAUUCGAGAAGGUGUACCUGCCGUGUGUGUUACAGACUAAGAAGCGCUACGUGGGCUACAUGUACGAGUCUGUGGAUCAGAAGGAUCCGGUGUUUGACGCUAAAGGCAUCGAGACCGUACGCCGUGACGGCUGUCCUGCUGUUGCCAAGAUCGUGGAGCGGUCAGUGAAGCUGCUGUUUGAGACGAGGGAUAUCUCUCUGGUGAAGCAGUACGUACAGAGGCAGUGUGUGAAGGUUCUGGAAGGCAGAGCGAGUGUGCAGGACCUGACUUUCGCUAAAGAGUACCGCGGCAGCGCCUCCUACAGGCCAGGAGCGUGCGUACCUGCACUCGAGCUCACCAGGAGAAUGAUGGCGCACGACCGUCGUUUGGAGCCACGGGUGGGCGAGCGUGUGCCGUACGUCAUCGUGUACGGUUCUCCUGGAGUUCCUCUGAUCCAGCUGGUGCGGCGCCCCCUGGAGGUUCUGCAGGAUCCUGCACUGCGCCUCAACUCCACCUACUACAUCACCAAACAGAUUCUCCCUCCUAUCGCUCGCAUAUUCAGCCUGAUCGGGGUCGACGUGCUCAGCUGGUACCACACCCUGCCCCGGGUGCAGAAGUGGUCUUCAUGUCCAGGAGGUGGCGCUGUAGGAGACGAGUCUCUGAGGAAGGGGACAAUCUCGCAGUACUUCACCACGCUGCACUGCCCGGUGUGUGAUGAGCUGACUCAGCUGGGAGUGUGUGAGCGCUGCAGAGCUGAACCUCAGCGCGUCGCCGUCACGCUACAGCACAACCUCCGAGGGUGGGAGCAACAACACGACCAGCUCCUGAAGGUGUGUAUGAGCUGCAGCGGAAGUGCAGACAGACAGGCUGUCUGUGUCUCUCUCGACUGUCCGGUGUUGUAUAAACUGUCCCGGGUGAACAGACAGCUCCACAACGCCCCCUACCUGCGACAGCUACUGCAACAACUCUAACACCACCUGUCUGUCUCUCUAUAUCUGUCUGUCUCUCUAUAUCUGUCUGUCUCUCUUUCAGUUAAUGUGGUGCUACAUUGUCGGAGUUUGUGUGUUUAAGUAUAAAACGGUGCUGUGUGUGUGUGUGUGUGUGUGUGUGUGUGUGUGUGUGUUGCAGUGGUGCUUUAUAAAUCCGAUCUGAUUGGAGUUGCUGCUGUUGGUUUUGUUGUGUUUCUGAUGUGUGUGUGUGUGUGUGUGUGUGUGUGUGUGUGUGUGUGUGUGUGUGUGUGUGUGAGUGUGAGGGAGUGUUUAUGGCGUACGCCAUCCAGUUAGAGACGUCUCGGCAACUACAGGCCCCGCCCCUCGUGUGUACACUGGAACAUGUUGGACGGGAACGGGGUGGAAAAAUGUUUCUUCCUUUCGUUUCAGUUCCUUUCAGUGUUUCAGAUUUCUUUCAAGACAAAAUGUCACUUGUUUUCACUUUUAAAGUAUUAAAACUCUAACGCCGAGUCGUGACGGAGCGCCGUGUUUUAGCGUGAACGAUGUAAACUGUGUGUAAAUAAACGCUGUAACGUGAGCAGACGUUCGCUGAGAGUCCGAUCUCCGUCGCUGUGCUGUAACACGCGUCACGCUCAGGAAGAGGACGUGUCAUCAGGUCACACGUCUUUUUUUAAGGCUCCUAUAUUUUGGACGAGUUUGAUAGUGUUAUAAUCGAUCAUUUCAUAAAAUGGCUGAACGUGUAAAUAAGUGUUUUAAACAAAAACCUGGGAUUUUUCACAACUUCCUGUUUCAGCGGUUUUCGUUGCGGCGGUGCGGUUUUACAGAGAAACACUAAUCACUGCAUUUUAAACAAACACGGAACGGACGUUUCUCUGCGUCGUGUAAACGGACUGAAAUCCCGAAUGUGUUCGCAGUGACCUGUACAAAGAAGACAAAACUGUGUCUGUAAACGUGUACAAAGUUUGUGUUUGUUUUUUUAAUGGAUGUUGUGGGACUGAGGGGAAAACUACAAAAACAAAACUGAUUUAAUAAAAUGUGACGUAUUCAAUGAA
This is a messenger RNA of Ictalurus furcatus (blue catfish), 10774 nucleotides long. It is a transcript of the gene rev3l, whose product is annotated as REV3 like, DNA directed polymerase zeta catalytic subunit. The transcript is spliced from 33 exons. Gene Ontology annotation, molecular function: DNA-directed DNA polymerase activity; DNA binding; nucleotide binding. The record is from RefSeq and is a predicted model, not a curated record. Gene Ontology annotation, biological process: double-strand break repair via homologous recombination; error-prone translesion synthesis. Bases 711 to 9743 code for a protein of 3010 amino acids. Gene Ontology annotation, cellular component: zeta DNA polymerase complex; nucleus. Lineage: Eukaryota; Metazoa; Chordata; Actinopteri; Siluriformes; Ictaluridae.